Messenger RNA from Seriola aureovittata, 4591 nucleotides. It is a transcript of the gene slc12a9, whose product is annotated as solute carrier family 12 member 9. The record is from RefSeq and is a predicted model, not a curated record. The transcript has 14 exons. Gene Ontology annotation, molecular function: potassium:chloride symporter activity. NCBI's taxonomy places the organism in Eukaryota, Metazoa, Chordata, Actinopteri, Carangiformes, Carangidae. Gene Ontology annotation, cellular component: membrane. Gene Ontology annotation, biological process: potassium ion homeostasis; cell volume homeostasis; chloride transmembrane transport. Bases 391 to 3114 code for a protein of 907 amino acids.
GACAAGCUGUACCUUUGCUCAUAUUUGUGGUACUUUUGCCCUCCCCUUCAGGCAGUCACAUGGGCGGUUUCUGUUCUCCCGUGACACUUUCGAACAAAUAACGGAGGGACGAGGCGUGCCAUGGCUGCUGUGUUGUUAUUGGGCAGCACAUCUUUCACAGCAUCCAACUCUCGGGACAGGCCACCGGCCUGCUGCAGUUAUACUUGGCAGUCCGCUGCGCAUCUGACCCAGGACAUCAUCUUCUGCCAAAAACACAGAGCUGAGACUCACGCAAGGCGAGCUCAGCAAACCCCAGAGAGAAGGCGUUUUCAAGCAGGAAGUGGGUGAAACUGUCUCGGGGGGAGGUUCGGAGAGAACAAGGAGACUGGUCUGAAACUCUCCUCACCAGCCAUGUCGAGUGAACGCACACCUCUGAUCACCUCUGGGGUGUGCGGUCUGUCUGUGACCGCAGCGGCAUGCGGUGCAGCCCCGGACCCCACCACAGAAUCCAGCUCUGAGAAUCCCAGUAAAGACCCUCGUAAAUUGAACACCUUUUUCGGGGUGAUGGUGCCGACCAUCCUCUCCAUGUUCAGCAUUGUGCUGUUUCUGAGAACAGGGUUUGUGGUUGGUCAUGCGGGGCUGUUACAGGGUCUGUUAAUGGUGAUUGUAGCCUACACCAUUAUAUCUCUUACAAUACUGUCUAUCUGUGCCAUUUCUACCAACGGUGCUAUACAAGGCGGUGGAGCCUACUACAUGAUCAGUCGGUCUCUGGGUCCAGAGUUUGGAGGGAGUAUUGGUUUGAUGUUCUUCCUGGCCAAAGUGUUUGCAUGUGGGGAGUAUGUUCUUGGUCUUGUGGAGGCCAUACUUGAUGUAUUUGGUUCAGAUGCUGAGUCAUCUCUGUCAGGGCGGGUACCAGUACUUCCUCAGGGUUACUGGUAUACAGUUUUAUACUCCUCAAUAGUCCUUCUUCUAUGUCUGCUUGUGUGUUUGGUGGGCGCCCACAUCUACUCCCGCACCGCCUUCGUCAUCCUGCUGGUGGUCACUGUAUCCUUGCUUUCCAUCUUCAUCAGUUCUGUGGCAGUGAAACCUCACGACUUUGUCAUCACCCGUCAGGGAUCUGGUAACCAGACCCUCCGCUACAACGCCAGCUACACGGGCUUCAGUGCUACCACGCUGAGGAAUAACCUGGGCUCUGGUUACUCUUUGGACUACAGCACCAACACAGUCAUGUCUUUUGCCACCGUGUUUGCCAUCAUGUUCACCAGCUGCACUGGGAUCAUGGCCGGAGCCAAUAUGUCAGGGGAGCUGAAGACUCCGAGUGUUUCCAUCCCUAAAGGCACCAUCGUCGCCGUCUUUUACACUUUCACAGUCUACGUCCUCCUCUUCCUCCUGGUCAGCGCCACCUGUGACAGGACCCUGUUGAUUCAGGAUUAUGGGUUCUUCCAGCGCAUAAACAUCUGGCCCCCGUUCGUCACUAUUGGGAUAUACUGCGCCUCGCUGUCAGCUGCAAUGUGCGCUAUGAUUGGGGCAUCACGUAUCCUCCAUGCUCUCGCUCUGGAUCAACUCUUUGGUUUGCCGUUAGCCCCAGCUGCCAUCACAUCAAGCUCGGGGAACCCAUGGGUGGCAGUGCUGUACACCUGGGGCCUGGCACAGUGUGUAGUGUUUGCAGGCCAGCUCAAUGCUGUAGCAAGCUUGGUGACUGUUUUCUACUUGCUUGCCUUCGCUGCUGUUGACCUGGCCUGUCUGGCUCUUGAGUGGGCGUCAGCACCAAAUUUCAGACCGACCUUCCAGCUCUUCUCCUGGCACACCUGCCUCCUGGGGAUUCUCAGCUGUUUAGUCAUGAUGUUCGUCAUUAACCCCGUGUACUCCUCAGGCAGCAUCGUCCUGCUGCUACUGCUGCUCCUUUUCCUCCACUACAGAUCGCCAACCAGCAGCUGGGGCUACAUCAGCCAGGCUCUCAUAUUCCAUCAGGUGCGAAAGUAUCUGUUGAUGCUGGAUGUGAGGAAAGACCACGUGAAGUUCUGGAGGCCGCAGGUGCUGUUAAUGGUGGCCAACCCUCGCUCUUCCUGUCAGCUCAUCCUGUUUGUCAACCAACUGAAAAAGGGAGGACUGUAUGUGUUGGGCCAUGUGCAGCUGGGAGAUCUGGACACCCUGCCGUCAGACCCAGUCCAGCAGCAGUAUAACUUCUGGUUGAGCCUAGUUGAUAAACUCGGAGUGAAGGCCUUUGUAGAUCUGACGCUGUCUCCCUCUGUCAGACAGGGAACACAGCACCUGCUGCGCAUUACAGGUUUAGGUGGCAUGAAGCCGAACAUGCUGAUUCUUGGUUUCUAUGACAGCUGCACUCCUGAGGACUUCUUUCUACAAGAUACUGCAUUCUGUGACUCAUCAAUAGGUCAAAGUAAUGAGGGAGAAUAUAAUUUUGGGGUUGACCUGCCUUCAUUACAGGCCCAUUUCCCUCCAGUCCGACACGUUGAGAGCCCGCGCUGGCUAUCACCAGAGGAGUACGUAGGGAUAAUUUCUGACGCCAUUAAAAUGAACAAGAACGUCUGCCUUGGCCGCUAUUUCUUCCAGUUAGAGGGAGAGGGUAAAGAUAGUAAGGUCGACGGAUCAGAGCGCACAAUAGAUGUGUGGCCUCUUAACCUGCUCCAGCCAGGCAGCCGUGAUUAUGAGGACGUGUGCAGCCUCUUUCUGCUGCAGAUGGCCUGUGUGCUCAACAUGUCCAGCAAAUGGCGCCAUGCAAGAAUGAGAAUCUUCCUGAAUGUGGAGACUGAGUCCAGCGACCAGGGCUGGGUGGUAAACGAAGAGACGUUUCGAGAGUUGCUGAGGAAGCUGCGGAUCAGGGCUGCAAUAAAGAUUGUGCCAUGGGACUCUGUGGUGCAGCACCAUGCUCAGCCAGACAGGGAGCAUUCUGCAGAGCAGCCACAAGCUCUGUCUGAGGGCUUCUUGUCGGCGGUGAACAGUAUGUUAGUGGAGAACAGCUCGCAAGCUGCUGUUCGCUUCCUGUAUUUACCUCGACCCCCUGCUCAUCACAGUCAGGCACAGCAGUACGUAGCUCAGCUAGAGGCGGUGACCAGUGGUUUAGGGCCAACGCUUCUGAUUCAUGGUGUUACACCGGUCACUUACACUGAUCUCUGAGCAUGUGCAGUCAGGAGUUUUGCUCAUGUUAUAUCAUUUUAUAUUGUACAUGCAGCAAAGUCUUAUCUGACUUUGCUGUUUAGUUAGGUGAAAGUAUAAACUCUAGGAUAAUUUCCUAUUUUCACAUACUUGAACUGGCUUGGUGAUUUAGCCAAGAAAUGGGAGAAACUAACAUCUUUUGGUCAUGUUUGUGAUAUAACCUUUUGUUUGCAUUAGCUUAAGGUCUUUAGGUCUGUCUUUUCACAUGAGACAGAUGAAAAUGUGUCAAAGUCUCUUCAGAACAAAAACACACUUUGUUUUGAACAUUACGGGUUGUCUAGGACACUGAAUAUAGAAAUGUCUAUAUAUAAUUUCAGGGAUGAAAUUAUAAAUCUGUGGUGUUUUGUGAUACCGAUUGACCACGGUAAAUAUAUUACUGGUUCAGUUUCGAAAGGAUUUUGUAUUAAUUCAUGAGAAUUCAUCUUAAGUCCUUUGUGUUUUUGUUGCUUGCUUUUUCCUUCAUUCUAACAUUUCUGCUGGUUGUUGGACCAAGUGAUCAAAAGGCUUUUUGUUUCUGCACUGAACCGAGUUCUGAUAUUUGUUCUCCAUGCACUUUUGCUGUUACAUGUGUUUCUCCAGUAUUCACAAAGGGAACUGUUGUGUACAUUGGAGCUCAGAAUAAUAGCAUUGAUUGCUGGUUUAUAUGCUAACUUAAAAAACAUGGGACUUUUGUGCUUCACAAUGCAAACUGUCAAAAAUACACCAAAAAGGGUUACACAUGGUUACUCUUGAGUUACUGAAAAAUAAUGAAGAGCAUGUGAAUUCAGUCUCAGUCAGGACCAAGGAUGAUUUGGACCAAGUCAAGGUUGAAACCAGAGUAAGUUCUCUUAUUUUUACUCAGCAAAUAAUUAACCACAUUUACAAAAUACAGUAUGGGUAAAAUGAGUAAAAUGUUACAGUACUCUUUUCAUGUUUUGUUUUACAGCAUCCAACACUGCAUGGAUCUUUAACAAACUGUACAUAGAAAGUUGCUGAAAAAGCAUCUUGCAUGACUUGGCUUUACCUUUUUACCAUGUUCCGUCAUGAGUUGUGAUUAAUGGUCACUGAAAGCCUUAAAUGACUGACUCUUGUUUACUAAUUCACUUGAAUGGGAAAGUGGUCUCAGACUUUUGGACCCCACUGUACACAGGAGUAAAUAUAGGCCAAAUGUACUGUGUAUUGUUAUCUUUGCAACUGUUAUAUUGUAUAAUUGUGAGAGACUAUGUAUUUAAAAGAUUGCUUAAUUGCAAAUUGUGUCCGCAGAUCUGUCAAGUGUAAUAAUACUAUACAGCAAUAGCAACAAUAGAGGGACAAACUCUGUUAAUGUUUCCCUGCAGAUGUUGUGACUCAGUGCUAUUUAAAGGUCGAGUGAAUAAGGCUUUUGAACAUGUUCGCCUCCAUAGAUAAUUAAAACAUCAUGCAAUAAUUAAGAAUAAACAAAUAACAAAAUAUAACUAUA